GAUUCAUCGGCGGUGCAGAAGCUCCGGAGAAUCGUGGGGAAACUAAAGAUCAGGCCAGCCAAUGAUAAAUGCGCUUGAGAAUAUCUCUAGUAGUGGUCCGGCCGAACUAAAGUUUCUUCCGUCUCUGCGGAAUGGCGCGAAGUAUAAGCUUAUAUUAUAUACUUCGUAGAGACAAUUUUACUCGGGGUUUUUCACUCGACCAACAUACCUUGUGGCUUCAUUAAAUUUCAAGGGCGUUAUGCGACACAUCUUGAGUCCCACUGGAGAGAAUCGAAGCAUGAUCAAAUGCUAACGAUUUUAGGGUCAACACAUUCCCGAACACGCAAGGCAAGGGUGUGACGGCGUAGAAGGUGGAUAAUGUAGAUAGAUACCUGGUAGGUACCCAUUUACAUCCCUGGGCACCUGCCAUAUCUGUCCUGGGAACUUUAUCCGUCACGAGAUAUGCCUACGUGCCUAAGAAGAUAUUUGAGAGCUGUCUUUUUUAUCAUACCUAGCACUGCAGGUAAAUAAGGUAUCCAUAAUACUGCGACGCUAGUAUAGCAGCGUGUCUGUUAUAUAAACCCCCCGCCCACGGCAUUUUCAAAGCAUCGAAAGUAGUACCAACAAACAACAACACAACUUAACCAACUCACCCACUCAUCCCAGACGAAUCACAUAUCCCACAAAUGUCACCCGCAGAACCCCUUCCGCCUAAGGUCUACUUGGUCCCAUGCGAUCUAACCUCCAAUGCACAUACGGAAUUGCUGUAUAACCAGCGAGUGACCUGUGGCUGGGCCAAAGAGGGCAUCGAGAGGUGGAAAAGCCUCUCUGCCCAGGGAAAUUUGGUCAUGUACUGGCUUGUGCUAAACGACAACACGCCUGAGAAGGACGACCUGAUCAAAACCCACUGCGACCGAUACCCGAACCAAGCAACUCCAAUCCAGGACACAGCCGCUCAGAUAUGGGGUCAAGAGCGCACGCCGUCCAACGAUAGCUUCAUCCCUAUCGGCCACAUCGGCCUCGGUCGGCUCCAGCCUGACAGCGAGUACGUGGUUUUGAUGAAGCAAGCCCAACCUCCUGCAGGCCCAACCGACGUCGUAACCUGGGUCGGCCCCUUUUAUGUAUCUUGGGUGAUGCAGCGGCUCGGAAUCGGCAAUUUCGCCAUGACCGAAAUCGAGCGACUGGCGGCGUCGCCGCCCGUCAACGGGACCAUCAUCGCCCUGGAUGCCAUUGCCCCCGAUCACGCGAUGGCUCCGGCGCUGGUGAGGACGUUUUACACCCAUUUUGGAAAUCCCGCGCCAACUAAAUCCAAUCAUGACUGGUAUCUGAAGCAGGGCUACAAGCCGUACCACCGCAAGACUGCCUACCCGUGGACUGAUAUUAUGACUGGCGAGGUCAACAUGUUGGAUACUGUACUUAUGCAGAAAAGGCUCUGAGACGGUUUUGCUUCGUUGCGUCCCUGGCAACUGACGUGUGUUGCUCUGCCUGCAGCCGCGGGUGGUUAUUGUCUAUUUAUAAAGUUAUUCUUCAUUAUGGACUAACUAAAAUCAUAUCCGCAAAUUAACCUAGCCCAGUCCUUGACGGAUCUUGCUCAUUGGUGUUGCAUUUUGUUUUUACACAAACCAGAGGUUGAAGUUGAAUGCAACAGAUUUUGAACCUCAGGCAAGGUCCACGUGUGUCUUAGACUUGCUGCUACCCGACACAUGGUGCCCUGUUCAGGCUCGCCAGAACUUGAGUUUCCUCAUAAGCGAAGCAGAAGGGACUUUGGAAUAGCCCGGGUUCGGGUGGAAUUCUGUGGAAUCGUGGCCGGGCGCUGCUAUCCACCAUCCCUUAAUCAUGUGCCAAGGUAUGGGAGCUUUUUUCACGACAUAUUUCGCUGAAUAGUCAAGCUGUUCCUGUGGUACCUCAUUGCCACCAUGAGCCGGGAGUGCGUUCAACGCCUUACCAUUCAUCAUAUCCCAGAGCGCAAACUUGAGAGCUUCCUCGUUUUUGUCGAUACCAUAAACAUAAUGGGAAACAGCAUUAGGGUUCAAGCCACCGUAGUCCCCAAGUCCCACAUUCCCCUUUCUCGCAUUUGGAGGAAUAGUAGUGCCAAGUCCCA
This is a messenger RNA of Pyricularia oryzae 70-15, 2080 nucleotides long. RefSeq lists its product as uncharacterized. The coding region runs from base 666 to 1415 and encodes 249 amino acids. The record is from RefSeq and is a predicted model, not a curated record. The transcript has 4 exons. NCBI's taxonomy places the organism in Eukaryota, Fungi, Ascomycota, Sordariomycetes, Magnaporthales, Pyriculariaceae.